Molecule: messenger RNA, 891 nt
Organism: Saxophila tyrrhenica
Lineage: Eukaryota; Fungi; Ascomycota; Dothideomycetes; Mycosphaerellales; Extremaceae
Exons: 3
Coding region: 1-891 (296 amino acids)
Molecular function (GO): protein binding
Source: RefSeq, a predicted model, not a curated record
AUGACUGCAUCAGCGACUGUGAAAGCCGAGGGCAGCGGCGCGUCCGCCAACAAGACGCCUGCUGUCGCCAGUGCUCCGCCGUUCGUACUCUCGAAAGUGGACACCGGCGCCGGCGAGAGCAACGUGACGAAGCAGAUGACCAAGGGACUGCAGAAUGUCUGGGCCAACGCACGCUACUCGGACUUCACCAUCGGGUGUGGCGAGAGGAAAUGGAAGGCACACAAGGUGGUGGUGUGCUCGCAGUCGGACUUCUUUCAUAAGGCUUGCGAUGGGGAGUUCAAGGAGGCGCAGACCGGAGUCGUCACUCUCAAGGAAGACGACCCGAACGUCGUCGAGGUUAUGUUGCACUUUAUGUACCACUUCGACUACGAAGACGAGGGACAUGGCGGCCUUGCUCCGCUGAUGCUCAACGCCUAUCUCUUCGUCAUGGCCGACAAGUACCAAGUCGACGGACUCAAGGCUCUCGCCAAGGACAAGUUUCUCAAGCGUACGACCUCGCAGUGGAACACCAGCUCCUUUGCAGAAGUCAUCUCCGUCGCCUACAGCUUGGACGACAGAGUCACCGGCGUCCUCCGUCAGAUCCUCGCAGGCACUGUGCGCGACCAUGCGAAGGACCUGUUUAGGAAGCAGGAGUUCUUCGAGUUCCGUGAGGCGGCGCUCAAGCAUCCGCAGCUGCUGCUCGACCACUCCAAGAGCACCGCUGUCAACGCUGACGAGCCCAACCGCAACCCCGCGAACAUGGACUGGUACAAGUGUCCGGGGAACUACUGCAAAGAGUACAGUGCCAUCUUCGCCAUCAGCCAGCAUGUGCCGGAUACCUUCCGCAUCUCCUGCCCGUUGCGGUGCACGUACAACAAGAACAAGCCGUUCUGGGACGCUUACAAGAUCUGA